Molecule: messenger RNA, 2114 nt
Organism: Salvia splendens (bonfire salvia)
Lineage: Eukaryota; Viridiplantae; Streptophyta; Magnoliopsida; Lamiales; Lamiaceae
Product: F-box protein At5g49610-like
Exons: 2
Coding region: 607-1974 (455 amino acids)
Molecular function (GO): protein binding
Source: RefSeq, a predicted model, not a curated record
UUCAUUCACUGUUUUAUGCGUUUUGAGAACAGCACCGCUGUGUUAGCAGGGAAUCCUUAUCUCUAAAGGCCGGAAUUUACAACUACAAAAGGUAGAGGCUGCCUAAGCUGUGCAUCGCAAUUGAAACCCUCUCACAAGGUAAUUGAAUUUGAAAGCUUCGCAUUUCUUCUCUUGUUGUCUCUCUCUCCGGUGUCGCAAGGUAUUUCUGCCGCUGGGAAUUGCAAUUUAAUUUGAGAUCUAUAGAUUUGAUGUUAAAUAUUUGAUUUUUUGUGCUUAAAUGUGGCUGGAAAUUUGAAUUGAAUUUGAGAUCUAUCCAAUUGAUGUUAUAUAUUUAGCAGUACUUUUUUGAUAAUGUGGCUGGAAAUUUGAAUUGAAUUUGAGAUUUUUGAUGUUUAAGAUUUGAUUUUUGUGGGUGUUAGAUGCUGGGCUAUAUCUGUUUUUGGUGAAUAUAAGUAGCUCAGAUUUGUCUGCUUUGUUUUGCCCUGAAUCAGGGCAAACGGUUCUAUUUUAGUUAUGAUUAAAUAAAAAGUACUACUAAAGAUUGGAUUUUUUUUAUUUCUAUGCUUGUUCUGCAUCUGCCAAUCUCAUAUUUUUUUUCAGUUAUUGAUGAAGAUCACUAACUUUUUGGAAAGGGAUUCUGCUAUAUGUGUGUCUCGGUGUGGCAUAAUGAAUAAAAAUUCCCCUGCUGCACUCAGAACAAGUAACAGAUAUUUCGCCAAAAAGGAUUGGUUGUGGCGUUUAGCUGUAAGAAAACAACGGAAACGGCGUGUAGCUCUAAGAAAAGAAUGGAGACAUUUCUCCAAAAAGGAUCUCUUGCGGCGUUCAUCUGUAAUAGAAGCACAGAAGCCGAAAGAUAGCCGUGUUGCUGUAAGAAAAGAACGGAAACGGAAAUAUAUUUUGGCAGCAACCAAGGAAGAUCUGUUUGCAAAUCUACCAGAAGAAAUCACGAAAGAGAUCAUGGGAAGACUCCCAAUUAUGAGCGUUAUGACGUGCAAGUGUGUUCUUAAAUCAUGGCGCCAUCUUAUUGAGGGGGAUGAGUUUGGGAUGUCGUAUACUCCCAAACUAGGCCUAGCUUUCGUUUAUCGAGACAUGGAAAUGCGGUACAAUGUCUGCAAUGAGGCCUUAAAGCCACUCUUCCGAUUCGAUUCACCUUCUCACAUUCAAUUUUCUGCUAGUAACUAUCGUGUUAUAGUUGCUUCAGCUAAUGGUUUGCUUUCAAUGUGGGAUCGAUGGGCUAAAGUUAUAUUUAUAUGCAAUCCAAUGACUCGUGAGUAUGCCGAGCUUCCUCCUAUAUCUACUAGUAUAAUUACUUCCUUUUCUGGAUUUGGAAUGAGCAAAAUAAGUGGACAAUAUAAAAUUUUAUAUGGGAAUCGGUAUAGUUGUCAUGUAUACACUAUAGGGAGAGGCAAAGGGUUGUGGAGAAGCAUCGCAGCAGCACAACGAGGCAUCAAUAACCUGCACCGUGGUUGUGCUGCAUUUUUGAAUGGAAAUCUUCAUUGGUUGGCAUAUGAUUCGGAAGAUAAUUUCUUCGUUUGUUGCUUUGAUAUUGAAACUGAGCUCUUUACCAGUUUUUCAAUUCCUUGUGAUUACAAUGGCAAAAGCCAUGGCAACAAUCAGCUAUAUAUUUUGGAGGGUCGGCUAUAUUUAUGCAAUAUUUUAGAUUGGCAGCGUGUUGUUAUUUGGAAAAUGAACAACUACGGGGAUGAGAAUUCAUGGAUAAAGGAAUAUGACUUCAACUUGCCCGAAGAAUUUCCACAUGUGUACGUGCUCGAAGUUUUGGCGAAUGGUGACUUGCUGUUUACAGAAGCAGGUGCUUGUUCUUUUUCCUCAUGGGAUCAACUAUUUAUCUAUUCCAAAAACACCGGAGCUGUUGGAAGAUAUGUGCCAAGAGGGAGACCGCACUUGAAAGUUUUGAAAGCUCUGCAUAGCAGAAUCCAAACACCGCUGGAAAUUGGAAUUGAAUUCGAGGUAUAAUCUAUAAAAUGGAGACAGCCUCUUCCUUUCGUAGUCUCAACAAAUUUGAAUACUUCAUUCGUGAAUUAUGUUAUUUCAUACAAAUUUGAAUACUUCAUUCAGGAAUUAUGUUAUUUCAUACAAAUACUUCAUUCGUGAUU